UGGCCGAUCUAGCGCCCGCGGUGCUCUCCGGGAUCCGACAUUUGUCGGCGAGACAGCAUUUCCUUGGUGCCAAUCAACGUUGUCGCGCAAGAGGUAAAGUCGGAGGAGGUUAACAAACCACUUCCAACGCGCCACUGGCAAGGAAAUUGUCUUCCUCUUCUCCACGAUGUACAGAACCAAAGUGGGCUUGAAGGACCGCCAGCAGCUCUACAAGCUGAUCAUUAGCCAGCUCCUCUACGAUGGCUACAUCAGCAUUGCUAAUGGCCUCAUUAAUGAAAUCAAGCCUCAGUCUGUCUGUGCACCCUCGGAGCAGCUCCUGCAUCUCAUCAAACUAGGAAUGGAAAAUGAUGAUACUGCAGUUCAGUAUGCAAUUGGUCGUUCAGAUACAGUUGCCCCGGGCACAGGAAUUGACCUGGAGUUUGAUGCAGACGUCCAAACUAUGUCCCCAGAGGCUUCAGAGUACGAAACAUGCUAUGUCACAUCCCAUAAAGGACCGUGUCGCGUAGCCACCUACAGUAGAGAUGGGCAGUUAAUAGCUACUGGAUCUGCUGAUGCUUCCAUAAAGAUACUUGACACAGAAAGAAUGUUGGCCAAAAGUGCCAUGCCAAUAGAGGUCAUGAUGAAUGAGACCGCACAACAGAACAUGGAAAACCACCCAGUGAUUCGAACGCUUUACGACCACGUGGAUGAAGUCACGUGUCUCGCUUUCCACCCGACAGAACAGAUCCUUGCCUCUGGUUCAAGGGAUUAUACUCUUAAAUUAUUUGACUAUUCCAAACCAUCUGCAAAAAGAGCCUUCAAAUACAUUCAGGAAGCUGAAAUGCUACGCUCCAUCUCUUUUCAUCCUUCCGGAGACUUUAUACUUGUUGGGACUCAGCAUCCUACUCUUCGGCUUUAUGAUAUCAAUACAUUUCAGUGUUUUGUCUCUUGCAAUCCUCAAGAUCAACACACCGAUGCUAUAUGCUCCGUGAAUUACAAUCCUAGUGCCAAUAUGUAUGUAACUGGUAGCAAGGAUGGCUGCAUCAAGUUAUGGGAUGGUGUUUCAAAUCGAUGCAUCACAACUUUUGAGAAAGCCCAUGAUGGUGCUGAAGUUUGUUCUGCCAUUUUCUCCAAAAAUUCUAAAUACAUUCUCUCCAGUGGAAAAGACUCUGUAGCUAAACUUUGGGAGAUAUCAACAGGACGAACACUGGUCAGAUACACAGGCGCCGGCUUGAGCGGGCGGCAGGUGCACCGGACGCAGGCCGUGUUCAACCACACCGAGGACUACGUACUGCUGCCGGACGAGAGGACCAUCAGCCUCUGCUGCUGGGACUCUCGCACAGCCGAGCGCCGGAACCUGCUCUCCCUGGGCCACAACAACAUCGUGCGCUGCAUUGUGCAUUCGCCCACCAACCCUGGCUUCAUGACGUGCAGCGAUGACUUCCGAGCACGGUUUUGGUACCGGAGAUCAACCACGGACUAGCCCCCCUCCAGGAUAUGGGGUUCUUUUCUUGAGGACUGUGCCCCUCCUGCCCCUCCGUCCCAUCACCAGCUCCAGCUCCGGUAGCAAGUCACUGCAUCACCUGGCAGUCGUGCUGCCGCCUCUCCAUCCUUCUUGGAUUUGUACAAAAGAACCUUUUUUUACCUUGAUGUAGAAUCAUGGUGGGAAAAGUUGGAAACGCAGAUCUGUGCGGUGGUUCUGCAUUCACUGAUUAUUACAGUGUGAUUUUCAUCGGUUUUGUAAAUACAGGACUUGCCAUUUCUCUUGAAUCUCUUGAUCAUUUGAAGAAGGAUAGAGUAUUAAAGUGCUUUCUAGAUCUCAAGUGGAUCUGUCCUGAGGAAUUUUCAUUUGGUGGUUUUGUCAACUUCUGUGCCUGUUCUACAACCUCUUUAUAUAUCUCCUUGCAGAAUACAUUUGGGCAGAUAAGUAGGCAUACAGCUCUGAGAAUCGAGUGUUGUGCCAUAUUAAAACCAUUUUAGAGAAUCCCAUCAGUUCUAUCCUAAAAUGACAUCAUUCUGAAAAUAAAGCUCGGAUCUCCAACUUUAGUGUUACACCUUUUUCACUUCCAUAAAAUUAGCGGCCAGUUUUUCCUGAAGAUUUGUAGGACACAGUAUGUUUCGUCAUAGGUCCCACCUUCUCCUUUCAUUGCCUGCAAUGCUUAUCUUCAGUAAACACUUCUCGUAAGAUUAUUACCAGUUGAUGGAAAACCUAACUGAAGAUCCAUCCAAUCUAUCUAAUCAAAAUUAGGUGACCCCGCUGCUGCUCUCCGGUGUUGCUUGUUUCACAGAUGAUUACUAUCGAUCAACUUUGUUCUUGGGUAAUUUUAAAUCUCAUUUUUCAGUUCUCUUCAGCAUGAGUCGUCACUACUCAUCAUGGAUGCACACCGCAGCUAUGUUCUUGGAAGAUUUUUGCAGUUAACCAACUGAUAGGGGUUUUCUUUUUCUCAAAACUUUUUAGAAAGUGACACUAUUUUGGGCGCCUGGGUGGCUCAGAUGGUUAAGCGUCUGCCUUCGGCUCAGGUCAUGAUCCUGGGGUCCUGG
This is a messenger RNA of Zalophus californianus (California sea lion), 2520 nucleotides long. It is a transcript of the gene CSTF1, whose product is annotated as cleavage stimulation factor subunit 1. The record is from RefSeq and is a predicted model, not a curated record. Lineage: Eukaryota; Metazoa; Chordata; Mammalia; Carnivora; Otariidae. Bases 167 to 1462 code for a protein of 431 amino acids. The transcript is spliced from 6 exons. Gene Ontology annotation, biological process: mRNA 3'-end processing. Gene Ontology annotation, cellular component: mRNA cleavage stimulating factor complex. Gene Ontology annotation, molecular function: RNA binding; protein binding.